AUUUGCUCCCAUCAACUUGUGGCAGCAUUGAGAUUGACCGGACGUGAGGCAGACCGUGCAGGACAAUCCAGUGAAUACAGCGACAUAGCAAAACGUCCAUAAGAUAGAGUUGACUGAAAAGCAUAAACAGGAGAAAAGUACUAGAAUGUCACAGUCCCCAAGUACAGAUGUGGCAAAGAAGAAGCCUUCAGCCAACAAAAACAUUCGGAAGCUACGGACCGUCAGCGCAGUGUGCAGCCUGGCAAAGAGCUGGCAGCAAUGGGUGUCUGAGAAGGAGGAGAAGCAGGCCAGGGAACCCUCAGGCUGGUCCCCCACCUCCGUGAAGGAGGUUGCAGAGGCACAAAACAGAAGACCUACUCCUUCAAAGAAGCCAACUCGCCCUCUAUCAGCUCCUUCUGAGGAUGCUCUCUAUGUCUCUCCAGGCCGGCAACAUUUAGGUGGCAUCCAGCCUUUAGGAGAGAUCAAUGGGAACAUCUCAGGUCGGAUCAAGAGUAAACAGGUAGUGAAGACGGUGACCAGUAGCGCACAGGAGAAAAGCGUGGGCAUCGGGAUUCUCAGCGAACGCUACACCAAAGAGCCAGUGCAGGAUGUGGACAAGAUACUGUUUGGUCGACAUUCGCCGACACGCAGGAGGAAAUGCUCCAACCUUGUCUCGGAGCUCACCAAAGGCUGGAAGGAGAAGGAGAAGGAGAAGCAGCAGAAAGCACCCAAGACUCUGGGUGGUGACAGGACUUGUAGUGUGGACACAGAGGACAGCGGCUUCUCAGAAAUGGAUGAGCGAGGCCUGGAGGGUGAGGUUAGCUUUAGUGGGAGUAUUGACACUGUCAACAGUAAAGACCUCGCUGUGAACACAGACCAACAAAAUGUUGUUAAAAAGGAUAAAAUGGAGAUGACUGAAUCCAUUGUUCGGAUUAAAAGACCUUCCACCACAGUGGGCCACAAGGAUGUGGACGAGAUGAAGAAGAUCAGCUCCAUGUCCAAGAAGUACAGCCCCGUGUCCAACCUCAAGAGCAAGUGGCAGAACUGGGCCUCGGAACAUGCCAUCAACCAGAAGCUGAACCCCUUCAGUGACGAAUUUGACUAUGACCUUUCCAUGUCCACACGUCUCCGCAAGGGACAGGAGGGAUACGGCCGGCCCAAGGAGGGCAGCAAGACGGCAGAGCGAGCCAAGCGAGCCGAGGCCCACAUCCACCGCGAGAUUGAUGAUCUGUGCUUCAUCAUCCGCACCAUGGUCGACCCGGACCCUGACGGCUGGACGCGUGUCACGUUCGGGGAGCUGUUUGACCGCUACGUUCGCAUCUCGGACAAGGUGGUGGGAAUCCUGAUGAGAGCCCGGAAGCACGGCAAGGUGGCCUUCGAGGGAGAGAUGCUGUGGCAGGGCCGCGACGACCACAUCAUCAUUACUCUACUGGUCUGACAGCAACAACCCAAGCAAGAAUGUUUCCCUGCCUCCUAUGAAGUCACACUGUAGGAGUGAAUAUUUUUAUAAAGCCUGGGUUAAUGUUCACUUUUCCUAAGUAAUGCAAUAUGUACUGAUUAGAUAAAGAGAUGUGCUGUAUUAGAAAAAUAGAUUACCUACAAAGUGCAUUUAUACAAAAAUAUAAGAGCAUAAUUUCCCUUGUUUUUGUUCUGUACUAAACUGGGAACACUGGAAAAAUACAGUGACGUGUAACUGUGUCUCAGGGCAGCAGGUGGUUAAAAAAAAAAAAAAAAGUGGAUUAAGUAACUGGACUUGUGACCAAGUUUGCAGGUUCACGUUUGAGCGAGGAAAUGGCUUAAUGCUUGUAUAUUGCUUUAGCAAAGUCAUUACCUGUAUUAAAAUAAAUCUUAGAGUAAAAAGUGCCAGUGCUGUACAAAAAUAACUAGACAAAGGCAUCUGCAUAAAGCAAAUUAAUGAAUAGCUUCAUAUUCUAAUUAAGAUGACUUACAGUGAACAAAGAAUGGGAUUUUGCAUGUUCUGCUGGUUAGGAAGGUCUGCUCUGUUUAUGGACAUCUACAGAUUAUACACCAUAUCAGGAAUAUUGUGCAAUAACUGCGGACACCUGAAUGCUGCUGUAGAGCAAGGCCGUUUUAGAUGUUUAAACGAUAGAUAUUUAAAAGGAACGUGGACUGAAUACCUGUAUCCUUUUCUCUAAUGCCAAAGGAGGAAGGUUGUCUCCUGCAUGUGACGGUGAGAAGAUCACGGGUACCCAUGUGCCUACGAAUGGCGGUGCACCGUAGCGCGAUAAUAAUACGAGGACUAUUAUUGUUGCUAUACCUGAUGUUGGAUUAGGAAACUGCUUCUUAUUCACACUCUUUCCCUUCCUUCCUUGAAAAAGGAGCACUUCUGAACUGGAGUUCUGUGUAUGACUACAGUGUAAGUGCAACAGAGGCUGGUUUUUGAAACCCAGAGUAUCAUGGAAACUUCUGGCAUUUUCAACAUCUAAUUACAGUGAACUUUUUAACGUUGGCUACCAGUAGAGGGCACUGUCUACCUGUCAGACAAACCCAACCCCCCCCCUCCCCCUACUUCUUUAUUCACUCUCAGCUCCACUGGCACCUCUGGGUCUCCCACCCGGUGCUAAGCUCUCCUCCAAGGAAACAGAGCUCAUGCCUACAACUGCUCCUGGGUGUGAAAACCAUACACGCCAUCUACAGUCUUUGACCCAUUCCCAACUGCAUGAGAAAGUAAUACUUGCUGGUAUUACCUGCAUUCAGAAUCAUUGCUUGAGUUGCCCUAACCCUUCUCCUAAGUCUUGGGCAAUUUAUGAUAUUUUGAUUGAAAUUUUACCCAGUCAGCUGUUUCACCCUUACUGGGGCUCAUCAGUACUGCGCACACCUGAACUCGAACCGCAGACUAACAGAUUGGCUUGGAUUAAUGUUCCAGUGCUCUUACCGUUAUUCUACCACAGCAUGGCAACUGGGCAUGUAGGAAGGUGUUUUUAGGGGAGUGAUAGAUGCCUGCUCCAUUGCAAGCCAACCACAAAUGGUCGAUUGAUAUCAGUCUCAUAACAAAAAAAAGGGAGCGAACAUGAGUUUACGAAUUUAUGAUGUUCUUCAGUCUUCGUUAUAGUCCCAUUAAUUUUAUUAAUGACGGGGGGCAUGGUGGUAUGGUAGGUUCA
This is a messenger RNA of Scleropages formosus (Asian bonytongue), 3101 nucleotides long. It is a transcript of the gene abrab, whose product is annotated as actin binding Rho activating protein b. The coding region runs from base 146 to 1417 and encodes 423 amino acids. The transcript is spliced from 2 exons. The record is from RefSeq and is a predicted model, not a curated record. Gene Ontology annotation, biological process: positive regulation of transcription by RNA polymerase II; positive regulation of Rho protein signal transduction. Gene Ontology annotation, molecular function: actin binding. Gene Ontology annotation, cellular component: sarcomere. Lineage: Eukaryota; Metazoa; Chordata; Actinopteri; Osteoglossiformes; Osteoglossidae.